Mastomys coucha (southern multimammate mouse) is the source of this 2340-nucleotide messenger RNA. RefSeq names its product homeobox protein MSX-3. The transcript is spliced from 2 exons. The record is from RefSeq and is a predicted model, not a curated record. Gene Ontology annotation, molecular function: RNA polymerase II transcription regulatory region sequence-specific DNA binding; DNA-binding transcription factor activity, RNA polymerase II-specific. Bases 151 to 765 code for a protein of 204 amino acids. Gene Ontology annotation, cellular component: nucleus. Gene Ontology annotation, biological process: regulation of transcription by RNA polymerase II; embryonic morphogenesis. Lineage: Eukaryota; Metazoa; Chordata; Mammalia; Rodentia; Muridae.
UUGGGUAGCGGCUCAUGAAAGCGGUGCCACCUUUUUAUAGGGUGCGGAGGGGCCCGAGAGCCACGGAGCCCAGGGCCCUGGCAAAAUAAACCUCUACUGGGUCCCACGCGUCCCAGCCGGGCGGCUAGCCCCGCACCCGCCAUCCCAUGCAUGGCCCGGGCGACACUCGACAUGAACGCGACGGGGCUCGAAGCUCGCGGCGGGGGCCACAUAGAGCACGGGCCACUCCCCUUCAGCGUCGAGUCACUGCUGGAGGCUGAGCGCAUACCGGGCUCCGAGUCUGGGGAGCUGGGGGAGGAGAGGCCUCCCGGCGCCUCGAAGCCUGGAACCUGGCCCCCUCUGGUCGCACACUCGUGCCCCCCACGUGCCCCCAGCCCUCCACCCUGCACCCUCCGCAAACACAAAACCAAUCGCAAACCACGGACGCCCUUCACCACCGCGCAGCUGCUGGCGCUGGAGCGCAAGUUCCACCAGAAGCAGUACUUGUCCAUUGCGGAGCGCGCCGAGUUCUCCAGCAGCUUGAGCCUCACUGAGACUCAGGUCAAGAUCUGGUUUCAGAACCGCCGAGCCAAGGCCAAGCGGCUGCAGGAGGCUGAGCUGGAGAAGCUGAAGCUGGCAGCCAAGCCACUACUGCCGGCGGCGUUUGCCCUGCCCUUCCCGCUGGGCACCCAGCUGCACAGCUCUGCCGCCACUUUCGGGGGAAACGCGGUUCCUGGGAUCCUUGCCGGGCCGGUCGCGGCCUAUGGCAUGUACUACUUGUCUUAGACCAUGGGAUCAAAUCCUAACCUCUUGUUUAGGCUCAGGGUUGAGCCACAGUUCCGCCCGCCGCUGAUGCUCCUGGUAACUUUUGACCUCUCAUUUUAGUUUUGUUUGUUUGUUUUGUUUUGUUUUGUUUCUGUUUUUCUUCUGUUUAUACGAUGUUAUACUUGACGACUGGAGCCUAUUUAUAGACAUCUAUUUUAAAUCUUCCUAAAACCAUGUCCGUACCAAUCUGUUUUUCUGAACGAAAACACAACUUCAUAACAGUCCUUGAAACCGACAAAAGCAGAUCUUCCGAUUUCAAACAAAGCAGUCGACAAAGUACUUCUGGGGCGGUGUGCUCCCUGUGUUCACUCUGCCCCUACGCCGAGGACUUCAGAGAGGCUCGAUUGAGCUGGCAUAAGAAAACAAACUCCAUAAGAAGAAGUUUAAAUAAAAAAAUGAGAUAAUCAGACCGCUAGGAAGACACUUAGAAAUUACUCUCUCUCCAACUAAAUGUAUGUUGUGACUAAACGGAAACUUUUACACGUUUUAGGUUUUACUCCAUUAUUAUUUUUUAGAGUAUAUGUCGUUCAAGGAACUAGAGGCAAAUGCUGAAUGGAUGCCCCAAAGUAAGGGUGGCUGCUGGGCAGCAUCUUCUGAGCUCCGAAAAGAGCCUGGAGACCGGAGGGCUGAAGGCAGAAGGCAGCAGGCAGCAGGGACCAGACUCUAGCUUCUUGCCAGUAGGUGUCCAAUCAAUAAAGAGGAGAAUGUGAGGGUUGAAGGUCCCAGACCUCCUUUGUGGGUGCAGUGGGACCUGCGAUGGUCCCAAAAGAGUUACUCUGAGUGCCAGCUGCCCCUGUAAUCCUGAUGCGCCUUAGAAAAACAGUGGACUUGUUUAGGAAUCUGGACUUGUUCCUUUAUUCUACCUUUAUCUGAGGAAAGAAAAGAGACCAUCUGAGUUGCUCUGGCCCGUUGCCCCUGAUGGAUUCUCAAUCCUAUCAUGCAAGAUUGAGGCCCUUUGGGUACCUGACAAUGGGCACUGAUAAAUCCCAUGGCUGUUUCCACAGUAAGCUUUUGCUACAUACUGAAGACUUUAGCUGGAGUGUGUUGAGGGUUCACAAAGGUCCCCUGUAGUCAUAGGCCAGUACCAUCGACAAGCCCCUUCUUCCAGCCUUCAAGCUGGAGAGGAAGAACCUGGCUGCAGAGGUCUGCUGGGUAUGUGUUCAUGAAGACCAGGAAUUUCACGGUGAUGGAGGGCCCUGGGUUAGGAUGUUCUGGUUGGGAGGAGGGGAAAGACUGGGCUAUGCUCAGCAAUCCAAGCCAACUCCAGGAAAACUGCUAUCCUGUGACCUUCACUGGUCCGUCAGCUCCAAAUAAAAAAGAAAAGAUAAUAUUGCAUGGAAUUGCCUAUUGAUACAUAUUGACAUUCUUCUGCCCUGUGUCUCUUGGAAAAAUGGAAACCAGAUAGGUUUGGUUUGGUUUUGAGACAAAAAUCUUCACUAUGUAGCCCUAACUAACCUAGGAGUUGCUAUUCUCCAAGGAAGACUUUAGAUUCACAAAGGUCCAAGUGCUGGGAUUAAAGACAUACCACAAUAUCCA